Messenger RNA from Sardina pilchardus (European sardine), 2192 nucleotides. It is a transcript of the gene cdc7, whose product is annotated as cell division cycle 7 homolog (S. cerevisiae). The record is from RefSeq and is a predicted model, not a curated record. Gene Ontology annotation, molecular function: ATP binding; protein serine/threonine kinase activity. Bases 304 to 1929 code for a protein of 541 amino acids. NCBI's taxonomy places the organism in Eukaryota, Metazoa, Chordata, Actinopteri, Clupeiformes, Clupeidae. Gene Ontology annotation, cellular component: nucleus. The transcript is spliced from 11 exons. Gene Ontology annotation, biological process: mitotic DNA damage checkpoint signaling; protein phosphorylation.
AUUGUCAUCUUGUUAGCUUUAUCAUCAGUCUCUGGCUGACUGAGCUAUGGCUGUACAGAGAUAUUGAAAGGGCUCUGACAUAAGCGAAGCUGUAAGUUUGCAAAUUAUUUGUGUUUGAGCAACACUUUGUAGUUAUUCGGCCAGUCAAUCGAGAAUAUGUUAGAUGCUUGCUAGUGGAGCGAUAAAUACCACGUCAACGCGUGUAUCACUGAGACUGAAAGAAGCCUGCGUCUACUCAAAUUAAAGUAUCAAGGAUAACCUAGGUUAAUCAAGUUAGCCUACGUGAAAAUAACACUUCUCCUCAUGGAAGAACAGCUGAACACUGACACCGAUCGUUUGGAGCCUAGAUAUGGACUUUCUGGGGGGAAACGACAGCUUUCAAGGGAAGUGGAGAUGGAGAUUACUCAGUUAUGUCAUGAUGUGCCACAGCUGUCACAAGUUUUCUCCAUUGUAGACAAAAUUGGUGAAGGGACUUUCAGUUCAGUGUAUCUGGCUGAAGAUAAAAUGUCAUUAAGGCAAAAACGGAGAUUUGCUUUGAAGCAUCUUAUCCCCACCAGCCAUCCAAUGAGGGUAGCUGCUGAGCUACAGUGUCUGACUGUUGCAGGUGGCCAAGAAAAUGUCAUGGCUGUGACGUACUGCUUCAGGAAGGACCAUCAUGUGAUCAUUGUUAUGCCUUAUGUGGAACAUGAACCCUUUGUGGACAUUGUUGGUAACAUUACUCUUCAGGAAGUGUGCCACUACAUAUUUAAUCUCUUCAUUGCGCUGAAGCACAUCCAUAAGUUUGGAAUCAUUCAUCGUGACAUCAAGCCAACAAACUUUCUAUACAAUCGCUCCCAGAGAAAGUAUGCAUUAGUUGAUUUUGGCCUAGCUCAGGGCACACCAGACACACAGAUUGAGCUGCUGAAGGAGGUGAACACCAAAGCACAGAAGGGUGGUAGAACUACUGGGGAACCUGAGCACUCAAGGGGGAAAUCGGUUCCUGCAACAGCACCAGUCACCUUAGCCACAUCACAAAAGUCUAUUUUUCUGUCAGGCACUAAACCACCAGCUGGAAAAAAACCUUGCAUGAUCUACACAUCUGCAGAUGCCAAACCUAGCAAGGAGUCAAUGACCCCCUGUAAAAUGCCACGGUCUGUGUUUGGAGAAAGAAACAUGAAUAGCAUUAAUCCAGCAAAUGCAUUAGACACAGGAGUGGAGGUUGUAAGAUCUAUGAAUACAAAAGACAUUGCUGCUAGAAAGAUUUUGCAAUCCAAGUAUCAAGUGUCUACCACAGUGAAGGAGCAAGUCAGUGGCCAGAAGCACAGAGACUUAGCUCUUGAUUCAAACCUCACCUGCAGCUGUUUCUUGACGGACCGUGUCUGCAACAUCUGUCUCUCCAGGAAACAACAGGUUGCCCCGAGAGCUGGAACACCUGGGUUUAGAGCUCCUGAGGUGUUGAUUAAGUGUCAGAAACAAGGAACAGCCAUUGAUGUAUGGGCUGCAGGUGUGAUUCUUCUCUCUCUCUUAAGUGGUAGAUACCCAUUCUUUAAAGCAAGUGAUGACCUCAUAGCCCUAACACAGAUAAUGACAAUACGUGGAUCUAGGGAAACCAUACAGACUGCAAGAGUGUUGGGGAAGGAAGUGGUGUGUAGCCACGAGCUUCCACGACUUGACUUGAGGAGGCUCUGUGAGAUGAUGCGAAGAACACAGCCUGGCCAAGAGGAGACCGUUUUGACUGAAUUACAGACCACAUGUCAAUCCUGCAGUCCAAUACAAAACAAUCUGGACAAGACCAGUAUGCACUGUGAACAAAACUGGGAUAGAGUUCCAGAUGAGGCAUACGAUCUUCUAGACAGACUGCUUGACCUGAAUCCAGACACAAGAAUUAAGGCCAGCACGGCCCUACAGCACCCUCUGUUUAAAGACCUGAAUAUAACAACUGGCGUCUAAGGAGUAAAUCUGCCACACAGCAGCAACUCUGAGCAGGAGUACAUGAAAUGUGCUCAGGCUGCUUACCUUCAUAAAACAUAACUAGUUGAUGUUGUGUUAUUGUAUCAAUUGUAGUUUUAUUAUUAUUUAAUACCUACACACUAGAUGUCACAAGAAUGUGUACUGUAGCUGUCUGAACUGAAAUGAAUGGCACUGUCUGCAAAAUUCUGUGACUCAACUUGCACGAUUAUAAUAUUUUUUAUGGACAAUAAAAUGUUAAAUUC